GACGCCGCGGACGCGUUUCUGCCGCGGAAGACAGCUCUCUGCCUGAGGACCAGCUGGGAGGAACGGUGACCGCGGACACACGAACGGAUGAGACACAGGACAUGGAAAGGAAUGACAUCAUUGACUUCAAGGCUCUGGAGAAAGAGCUGCAGGCUGCACUUACUGCUGAUGAGAAGUACCAGCGGGAGAAUGCUGCCAAGUUACGGGCAGUGGAACAGAGGGUGGCUUCCUAUGAGGAGUUCAGGGGUAUUGUCCUUGCAUCACAUCUGAAGCCACUGGAGCAGAAAGACAAGAUAGGGGGAAGGAGGACUGUACCCUGGAACUGUCACACUACUCCGGGAAGGACCUCUCAGGAUGAAACCACUGAAAUCUCCCAGGAAAAAACACUCCUGCAACCUGAGACCUCAGCAGAGUUCUACCGUGAUUGGCGACGAUACUUGCGGAGUGGGCCAGAGCGCUACCAGGCCCUGCUGCGGCUCGGAGGUCCCAAGCUGGGCCACCUCUUCCAGACGGAUGUGGGGUUUGGACUUCUAGGGGAACUGCUGGUGGCACUGGCUGAUCACGUCAGGCCGGCCGACCGGCUGGUGGUGCUGGGGAUCUUGCGCAGCCUGGCCAACACCAGACGCUUUGCCCUGAACCUGAGUCUGAUGAGCUAUGCAGAGAGAGAGAGCUGCAGAAACUUGUUUCGGAAACUGCAGGCCAUGGGCACCCCCAGACCCAUGCAGGAGGGGCUCAGCCAGGAAGAGCAGGGUCUGGAGAGGCAGCCUGGUGGGCUCCAGGAGGAGGAGAGGCUCCUACAAGAACUCGUAGGGCUGUACCAAGUGGAUUGA
This is a messenger RNA of Molossus molossus (Pallas's mastiff bat), 830 nucleotides long. RefSeq names its product coiled-coil domain containing 103 (gene DNAAF19). Gene Ontology annotation, cellular component: outer dynein arm. Bases 102 to 830 code for a protein of 242 amino acids. The record is from RefSeq and is a predicted model, not a curated record. NCBI's taxonomy places the organism in Eukaryota, Metazoa, Chordata, Mammalia, Chiroptera, Molossidae. The transcript has 4 exons. Gene Ontology annotation, biological process: epithelial cilium movement involved in extracellular fluid movement; determination of left/right symmetry; inner dynein arm assembly.